Molecule: messenger RNA, 981 nt
Organism: Aureobasidium subglaciale EXF-2481
Lineage: Eukaryota; Fungi; Ascomycota; Dothideomycetes; Dothideales; Saccotheciaceae
Exons: 3
Coding region: 251-727 (158 amino acids)
Biological process (GO): melanin metabolic process
Molecular function (GO): scytalone dehydratase activity
Source: RefSeq, a predicted model, not a curated record
GGCCGGAGGUAUUGUUAGGGUUUCUCAUGAGGCCGCGUAUCCGAGAGUUGUCGCAUGCUCCCACGGUUGAUCGUGCUUUCCCAUAUAUCGCGGGUGUCAAAAACGCUUUCGGACCGGGUCCUCCACUUUUCCACCAACGACCAUAUAUUCUUCUCCAACAUGAACACUAUUGUUGUUUUGUCAAACAGAUACAACUCUUGACAUAUAAUUACCAUCUCCUUGGAUACUCUUCUAGGUAUUCUUCAGCAUAAUGUCUUCAAUCUCACAAUACGAAAGCGAGUUACGCCAACUCUCAUGGCUAUGGGCCUAUUGCUACGACACAAAAGACUGGGAGAAGUUACACACAAUCUGCUCGUCAGAAUUCAAAAUGUUCUACGGUGAACUAGACCCUCAUCUUGGUGACAAAACCGUCCCGGUUGAAGACUUUAUCGCCGAGAUGUCUGCCAAAACCGCGCUUGGUGACGCAAGACUAAAGACACAACACUUCCUCGGCGCUGUGAUGUUUGAACAAGGCGAGGAAGAAGGCACCGCGACGGGAACUUGGCAGGUUCAGGGCUUGCAUCGUCGUUUUAAAGAUGAUGGGGAAGUGGUGAGGUGGAAUGCUUAUAAUUAUGUACAGCAUUUCUAUCGCAAAGAUGGACAGGGACAGUGGAAGUUGGACGGUCUUAAACCUAGUAGACCGUUGUUUAUGGAUGGGAAGCCUGGAGACGUUAUUGGGGACUUUUGAUGGAUAGAGACAUGAAUGCCUUACUAGUUUCUUUGGUCAAGAUCAAAUGACUUCUGACUGCUGCAUGCAACCCUCGCUGCAAUGCUCAGAAUCUCCUCGUCAUCGGUUUCGUCAUCUUGAAUCAAUAUCUCAACGGUCUCUUCUCUAAUUAUCACUACGUCGCAGUCUCCUGCAUUAUUGUUUGCAGGUUGAUGGCGAGCUCGUUCGAAUACUGUGUUCGUUCAAAGAAGAGAAGAAAGAAAAGAGACAAAAAA